Messenger RNA from Schistosoma spindalis, 1665 nucleotides. The record is from the annotation of a GenBank genome assembly. NCBI's taxonomy places the organism in Eukaryota, Metazoa, Platyhelminthes, Trematoda, Strigeidida, Schistosomatidae.
UUUGUUUUGUGCGUUACUGUCAACUGUGUUUGUCUCUGAACUACAUAAUUACCAAGUACGCAAAAUUCAGUACUGAACACUGUAUAUAUGCUUCUCAAUCAAACAUUAAAAUGAAUAAAUAUGUAUUCUCAUUUGCUGCAUCUGAAUUUGUAAAUUUUCGUUGGAUUGAAUUCAAGUCCUUGGCUGAAAUUGAACAACUUAGUUAUUCUGUUAGUGAAUCUAAAGAUGAUUGGUUGAGGCCAUAUAUUGUAGUUGAAAUGGAAAAUGAUGAUUCCGUUUUGUCAAUUAUUAAACGUAGCGUUUUAAUUAAGUCUGCUUUUCAUUUAUGGUGUGAAGCAGCAACCUUAUCAGAAUUAAUUGAACAGGUUGCCAAUCUUCCUAAUGAGUUGAUAGAUCCUUAUUUAAAUGGUUGUGGCACUUUCAAAAUAGUUUUAAGUUCUGCUCAUAAGAAGCUCAAACAAGAGGAGAAAAUACCUAUAAUAGAAACUAUUCUUGAUGCCCAUAAGAGGAUUGACGCUCAAGUUUCUUUAUCAUCCCCAGAUCAUCAAAUCAACAUUCUUUUAGAAUACACCCCUAAGAACCUUGGAAAGAAUACAAUUAAUUCUGGGGGUCAUUUGUGUCGACUGUUAUAUGGACGGUUAAUUGGAAGUAGUAUAAGGAGAAAUAUGAUGAACGAUUAUCGUCUAUCAGAAAGAGCUCACUUAGGCAAUACAACUAUGAAUGUAACAUUAGCAGCAAUAAUGGCUAAUGUAGGACUUUGUCAAAAAUCAUCUUUUGUUUGGGAUCCUUUUAUUGGUACCGGAAGUACAGUUAUAGCAGCUUCUAUAUGGGGUUCAUUUGGUGGUGGUUCAGAUAUAGAUUAUUCUGUACUUCAUGGAAUAGGAAUGUCUCCAAAAGCUGGUCAAGAAAGACGUUGUGGUGAAACAUUACGAUCGAAUUAUGAACAAUAUAAAUUGGAAUCACGUUAUUUAGAUGUUAUGGUAGCUGAUAUAGUAUCACUACAUAAAUUUUUACGUAUUCCACAUGAUGGUUUAUUUGAUGCUAUAAUAACUGAUCCACCAUAUGGAUUUCGUGAACGUAGUUGUAAAGUAUCAGAUCAACCAGUUGAACGUAAACCUACUCUUAUCACUAAAAAUCGAUUAGCUGAAAUUAUGGGUGUAAUACAUAUUGGUGAUAAAAAUCACAAUGGGAAUAAAGAUGAAGAUGAAGUUGAUGGAGAAUCUUUAGUUCUGGUACCACAUGACUUACCGCAUUUCCCACACAAAGAAGUAUAUCCAGUUAAUAAAAUCUACAAAGAUUUAAUGGAUUUAGCAGCUUAUCUUUUAUAUCCUAAUGGACGUUUAGUAUUUUGGAUACCAGUAUUACGAUCAGAAUUUAUUGGUGUAAAAUCUUUACCUUAUCAUCCUAGUUUUCGUUUACUUGCAGCUUGUGAACAGACUUUAAAUACACGCAAUUCAAGGUACAUGGUAGUAAUGAUGAAGUUGGAGUCUAAUCAACAAUUCAAUGAUCUAUCCAAUGAAAAUGAAGAUUUAAUAUUUCCAGCUGUUUAUGCUAAAUAAUGAUAUUUUUCUAAUGUUCUACCCUUUAUAUAUUUAUUUCUCCAGUUGUAAAUGACUAUUGAUUUUUUAUAUAUUUUGAAUAUAACUAACAUUUCUAUAACCAUCA